AAAAGAAGUUCCAAAAAUCAAAACAAAAGAGCGGCACUUAGCCUAAAUAAAUUUAUGAAUCUUUCUUAAAUAUUCCAAACUAGAACCCGACUUGAAUUCUAGGCUAUGUAAACUGUGGAUUUAUGAUCAUCCCCAAUCAACCGAUCAAUUUCAGUAAUUUCAGAAUUACAAUCCCGAUUCAUACCUCGUCCUUUUGAGUUAUCUCAAUCAUCAUAUACCCGAUCCACUACCAUUAAUCUCCAAUCAAUUAUUCAUAAUUUUCAGUUUUGAUUUUGAUAAUGGCGGGCGUGAGAAAGAGGAAAAGUUCAGCCAUCGAUGAUGGUGAGAAGAAGUCGAAAAUCAAACAAGUUGAUGUAGAAGAAGAAGAAAGAGCAAUUGUUGUGGAUGAAAGUAAAAGUCUUCCAGAGGAAUUGUGGAUUGAAAACAUUUUGACGAGAUUACCAGCAGCUCGGACUCUAGCCAUAUGCAGUUUGGUGAGUAAGUUAUGGUACAAUUCAAUUUACAAAGACAAUAGAUUUGCUGCCAUUCAUAAUUUUCAGACAGAAACAAGAGUAGUCUAAUCUUUAAUCUCCAUGUGUUUAGGGGUGGCUUAGAUAAUGCUUAUUUUUUUUAGUUUAGAAGAAGAACACAGUGAUGAUAAUCAUCUUGAUCCUAAAUUUCUCGCUCAUCUAAUAACCCCCGAGGAACAUAUGAACUAGUAGGUUAUGCAAAUGGUUUAGCAUGUAUUAAAAUAGCGAGUAUGCCUGAUGAUGUUGUGGGUUCAAUUGUUGUGGUUAAUCCCACCAGGUCUCAAACACUAACCUUCUCCUAUGUUACUCCAACUGGGGGAUACAUAUACUUGUGUCAUGGGUUUGGUUUUGAUUCAUUAUCUCAAGUAUACAAGGCUGUAAUUGUUUUUAAUUCAAAAGACAACGAAGAGUUUCUUUGCAUGAUCAUUACACUGGGAACGUGUUCGUGGAGAAACGUAGUGACUAAGACUUCUGAAAUGUCACCUCCACCUGGUUCUUCUUCACCUUUCCCUAGUCGAAUGGUAACUAGAGUUUCAAGAUCGUUUUGUAGAUCAGCUACCUUUUGCGGGGGUGAUCUUCUUUGGAGGACGACUAAUGAAGUCGAUAAUGAUUGUGAGAUUGAAAUGCUGCUCUCGUUCGACCUCCAUAGGGAGAAGAUUCACUUCAUUCGACUCCCGGCUGAGUGUACUCUGACCCCGGCAACAAUGAAUGCGCAUCAAUAUUUAGGAGUUGAUCAUCUUCUGGAGUUUAAAGGAUAUCCUUGUAUAGCACGUUCUGAGAAGAUAAUGCUAAGCAACAGUGAUCAUUGCGGUCAUCAUUGUGGCUAUCAGAGUAACUUUGGUUGUUGUUGUUGUUGCAAGGUUCAUAUGUAUAUAUUGAAGGACAAGCUCAACCAAGUAUGGGUCAGGGAGGAGACUUUCGAUGUUCAGAUUAAGGGUCAGGAAGGUUUACUAACAGGUCCCCUCUGUUGUUACUUUGACAGCACUAGUGCUGUUACACCUCCUACACAUAUAUUGACUCUCUCCGAUCAGGUGCUAUUGUACUGGUUUAAUGGGGAAUGUCUUAUACUCUACAAUUUGCUGGAGAAAUAUCUCAAGGUGGUAAAAUGCUCUCACUCCUAUCCUGGGAUUUUUCCAACUAAGAUGAAUACAAAACUAGGCCGUUGUAUUGGUGAUGAUAAUAAUAUUUAUUGCCCGUACAUGGACUAUCAGCUGCACGCUCAAGUGGAGAAUCUUGUUUCUAUGAAAACCUUCAUUCCCAAAGGAGCUAAAACUAGUCAAUAUGAUUGUUUUGAAGAUUUGCAACAUGCUGUCAGAGGCAACAUACCGGCAGGAUGGGUGGUUACGGGAAGAGAAUCAUUGAAUUGUUAUGCUUUCCGCAAGGACAAAGAGACUGAUGAUGAACUGAGCAAGAAUGUUGAAGGUCACCACCCCAAUGGAAGUUGUAGGUCAAAGAAGAGCAGUGAGGUACAAUCAACGGGUUUUGAAUUGUCUGAGCUAAUGAGUGCAUGCGAAACUAUGAUUCCUGUUGUUGAGAAGGUGUUAGUUACGAGUGUUCCUGUCCCACUCCCAGUUGAAGAAUGGAUGGGUGUGCUCAAUAGCAUGCCAGAUUUGGAAGUCGGUUUGUAUUUGGAUGCCAUAGAUAUUCUCGAUAGUGAUUCAGGCCGUGCAAGCACUUUUAUGGUUUUAACUCCAGGUUUACGGAGGAGGUGGUUGAUGGAAAACUCAGGCCUUUCCCAGGCCUGUUUAGCAUACGAGUAUGAGUACGAGUUCUGUGUUUGGUGGAUAAUAUCUGUGACACUCUGUGUGUUGCAGAGUGUUUACAUUGUCUUUUGUUUUUUACAUUAUAGGGAAAAAAGGCAAAUUCCCUUCUCUUUAAAACAAAACAAAAAGACGCAAAACGAAAGAAACUUAGAGAAUGAUAUAACUCACCUUUCUUUUUUCAGACAUGCAAUUUCCCUGCGGUUUUCAAUUUUGGAGAUUCAAAUUCAGAUACUGGAGGUAUAUCAGCAGCAUUUUAUGCGAUUGGUACUCGUCUGGAAGGGCCUGCGAUGGUCGUCUUGUCGUGGAUUUCAUGGCCGAGGAAUUGGGUUUAGCCUACUUAAGAGCAUAUCUGGACUCACUUGCAUUGGGUAGUUUCAAAAAUGGAGCCAAUUUUGCAACCGGAGGAUCACCCAUUUGAAAAGACAAGGGUUAUUGCCCAUUACGCGCAGAUUGCUCAACUCCGACAAUUUAAAGCUUGAACCAUUGACAUUGUUAACUCUACCCAACA
Messenger RNA from Papaver somniferum (opium poppy), 2780 nucleotides. RefSeq lists its product as uncharacterized. Lineage: Eukaryota; Viridiplantae; Streptophyta; Magnoliopsida; Ranunculales; Papaveraceae. The coding region runs from base 740 to 2644 and encodes 634 amino acids. The record is from RefSeq and is a predicted model, not a curated record. The transcript is spliced from 3 exons.